UGCCUGGUUCAGAUGCACUUCAUUCACUUUGUUGGAACUUUUCACUCGACUCUAUUGGUGUGGAUGGCACUGGACCGCUACUUUGCCAUCUGUACGCCUCUCUACUAUCAUGAACGCAUGGUGUUACCACGAUUCCUCAAGUUUAUCAUCCCGCUUGUGGUCAGAAAUGUCCUCUUGAUCACACCAUUUGUGGUUCUGGCAGGAUCAUUAUCAUUCUGUGCAUCAAAUGUGAUGAACCACUGUUUCUGUGAGCACAUGGCCUUAGUGGAGCUGGCCUGUGGAAGCACCGCAAUGAACAGCCUGGUGGGGCUCUUGGGCGUGUUUCUCAUCCCUGUGGCAGACUUCAUCUUUAUCUCUUCUUCCUAUGUGGUUAUAUUUACCUCCGUGCUGAGGUCAGGUAGGUCUGGGAUCAAAGCACUCCACACCUGUGUCACACACAUUGUGGUAAUGACUGUCAGCCUGAUCUUUGCACUUGUUGCUUUACUGUCUUAUCGGAUCCGAAACGGUCUUCCUGCCGCCAUUCGGGUUUUUUUCAGCACCAUGUACCUGUUGUUCCCAAGCUGUUUCAACCCAAUCAUCUACGGCAUGAGAACCACCGAGAUUCGACAGCACAUUGUGAAGACCUUCACAUGUUGCCACUUUGUCCGAACUGUUCCCCAUUCUUAA
Molecule: messenger RNA, 666 nt
Organism: Epinephelus moara (kelp grouper)
Lineage: Eukaryota; Metazoa; Chordata; Actinopteri; Perciformes; Serranidae
Product: olfactory receptor 52L1-like
Exons: 1
Biological process (GO): G protein-coupled receptor signaling pathway
Cellular component (GO): membrane
Molecular function (GO): olfactory receptor activity
Source: RefSeq, a predicted model, not a curated record